CGGUUCUCUACAUCUUAUCGUGUAUACGAUUAUACGAUUUACGACCCCCACGACUUAACAUGGAUGGAGGGCAACAUAUCCAUGAUGAUCCCAGUCAGAAUCUUGUAAACAACCCUUACGGGUUUUACGACCAGCAACAGCAUACUGAAGGGCAAUACGGCCUGCAAUAUGCCCAGCAGAUGCAGGGGGGAUUCCCUGUUGUGCAUCCUGGAGCACCACCUCGCUCCCUGUCGGCGGCAGACAUGCAAGGCCUCCAGUACCGUGCCAUGAACAUGCCACCCCCGUAUCCGCAACAACCCAUGUAUAACCCCACCGCAACGCCCCCCCAACACGUGGGAUUGCCGAUUGCUGCCUCGCCCCCACCUGCUUCGCCCAGCAUAUACGAUCCAUUGUCUCCCCCCGUCUCGGGCUCAGACACUUCUGGGGAAGGCCUAUAUCAAACCCAUUCCAGGGAUAGUAGCGGCGCCGGCUCACCUGUAUCCUCUCGGGGCCACAGUCUUGUUCAUCGGCAUAUUCGUGGGUAUCACCCAACGCCAUCACCGUCAGGUUCGUCAGGUCGGCGCAGCCGCGACAGAUCGCUUUCGGACGACGAAGGAGACAACAUGGGACACGUCUCCCUGGCUGAAGCUAUCGCUAGCACGAGGAAGGAGGCCACUCGUCGCCAGAGGAUAGAGGCGGAACAACGCCGGCGAGACGAACUACGUGAUGGAUAUGCAAAACUGAAGGACGUCUUGCCUGUGUCAAACCAAAAAAGCAGCAAGGUGUCUCUUUUGGAAAGAGCCACCAAUCACAUUGUGCACCUUGAGAAGCAAAACCAGCAGCUGAACCAGCGUCUCGCCGCGCUAGAUCAAGAAGUUCAACGCCUCCGCGCGCUGAACGAGAAGAUAUCGCUCGCGGUCGAUACGCCUUCGCCUGGACAGCCCGUCCAUCCUAUCGACAGUCGUCCAUUGUCGCCUCCUCCGGAGAUAAACCCGUCCUCGCACUCCCUCACGUCUGUGCAGGGGCAGAAUCCUCCAAAUGAGGAGUCCAGCGGUUCCGAAGCCGGAUAUUGAUUGCAUCCAUUCUCUCUUUGCUCGUCGGACCAUCGUACUGCUUCCUCUCGCUCUCCUCCCUGCCCUUCUAUUCCCUCCUUUUCUUGCCAUGCUUUUGCCCCAGCAGACGCCUUGUCGCCUUGGGUUCCUCCGAUGUGCAUGGCCCUCGUAGUCGACGCCGGAUCGUCGUAUUACAAGUGCCGCAGCACCCCAUCGAUGACUUUGCAUGCCACUUUCCUGCAAUCAAUCCGAGCGUGAUCGAACUUGCUGGCCGACGACCCUCGCGGCAUCCGACUCGCCCCCAUAAUCUCCGCAACCGCCGUUCUCAUGCUUCUUUUCAACUCAUCGCAAGCAAUGUACCUUGUAUCGCAUGCAUCCAACAUAUUUACGACGGCUACGACCUACACACGACUGGCGAUGAUCCGGGGUGGACACGGAAAGAAUGCAUCGAGAUAUCAACUGACUUUCUGAUAGGCUUCGGUCUUCCGUGCACUAGGUGAUUGUUGUACGUUGUGGCUGUUUCUCUCAUGCCAGUACAACGUAGGGAUGGACCGUGACGACAAUCUUGUUCUUGCUCCUUGCAGUGGUCUCCACCUAUGUAAGCAAUGUAAUAGACUAUCUGAUGCCCCGAAUGCAAUGAAAUUGUACCGC
Messenger RNA from Punctularia strigosozonata HHB-11173 SS5, 1682 nucleotides. RefSeq lists its product as uncharacterized. Bases 60 to 1052 code for a protein of 330 amino acids. The transcript has 3 exons. Gene Ontology annotation, biological process: regulation of transcription by RNA polymerase II. Lineage: Eukaryota; Fungi; Basidiomycota; Agaricomycetes; Corticiales; Punctulariaceae. Gene Ontology annotation, molecular function: DNA-binding transcription factor activity, RNA polymerase II-specific; RNA polymerase II cis-regulatory region sequence-specific DNA binding; protein dimerization activity. The record is from RefSeq and is a predicted model, not a curated record.